This is a messenger RNA of Pocillopora meandrina, 16536 nucleotides long. The record is from the annotation of a GenBank genome assembly. Lineage: Eukaryota; Metazoa; Cnidaria; Anthozoa; Scleractinia; Pocilloporidae.
CAAAGGCCUGGAUGAUCCAAAGGAUGAUUUGUUGUCAUCGUCAGAAAGAGUCGGUGAAUUCAUUUAGAUCCGCUUAGCUAAUUCCGCUAGAAAAAGCCAAAGCGUAUCUCUGAAUGUUGAUAGUUAAAAGGCCGACACCGGAUUAUGCAGAAAUAUGAAAAACUGGAAAAGAUCGGCGAAGGUAUACCUUCGACAUUUACUGCUUUUUGCGCAUGAAUUCAUCUAGAGUGCCGUUUUACAAAAUUUCCUUUGCGAUCUCACUGCGCGGGAAAUGUAUUCAUUUCAUUGUCAUAACGUUCUGCAGGUACUUAUGGAACCGUUUUCAAAGCAAAACACAAAGAAACGCACGAGAUAGUGGCGCUGAAGCGAGUAAGGCUUGACGAAGACGAUGAGGUAAAUUAUUUAGAAUGUUGAAGGUUGUAUUUUGUGCUUUCCUCGCUCCAACAGUGAUCACCCGGGGAAAUCCAAUGUGUCCAUUUUAUUAUUUAUUAGUUAGAUGAGCAUAUCAAGAAAUGCUUAUGCUUUUUGUUAGGCUGGAAACUGUUCCUACAAAGAAAACCGAAAGCAAUUUCAUGAAAUGAGUGUUCGGAAUAAUCAUAACAAAUACCUUGCUAAUUGCAGUAUUUUAUACGCCGUACUGUUGUCUAAAAGUUUAUUCCCGUGAAAUCUUAUAAUUUCCGAAAUCGUCAUAAUUUGAUUUUUUGACUAAUAGCCGCGCCAGCGAAUAAUAAAUGCUCUCUUAUGGAAUGUGAAAAUAAACAUAUGCCGUGAGCUAAGAUCAAUUCCGUAUACAGUACAAUUGACUCUAACAAUUGUUUCACUUGUGAAAAUCCAAGGACAAUUAUCCAUAAUGUUUUACUUUUUCUUCUUCUGAGUAUCUUAUUGCAACCUUCAUAUGCCCUAAAUAUCCAAGGCUUUUUACUGUAUUACUUAAAUGUAGAUAUAUUUUUAAUUGUAAAACAUGUCAGCUGUAUUUUUACAAAGAAGCAUAUGGUUCCAAGAGUCCACUUUUUAAAAAACAAAGUUCAAGAAUCAUUUAUAACUUCCAUUUGUUGGAACAAUUUUGUUUCUGUGUUCUUCAAUUCAAGGGUAUCCCCAGCUCAGCUCUGAGAGAAAUUUGCAUUCUGAAGGAAUUGAAGCACAAGAAUAUCGUUAGGUAAGUAAAUUAUUGUAAGACUGUAUAUUUGCCUAUAUUGAAGAUAUGUGAUUAACAGCUUAUAAAAAGAAGUAGCACUUUCCUAUCAGUUGUUUGCCUUAAAUUACUGUUGAAACCACAACUUCUGGUAUGUGAAAUCUCUAAGACCAAGUCUUAUAUCUAGAUGUAUGGCAACUUUUAUGAGUUAUGUGCCUAAGUCAGAGGUUCAGAGUGAAUUUCCCUGCUAAAUCUCUUAGAUAAAUGUUAAUUUGGAUAUUGUUUCAAUAGAAGAUGCAAAAUCAGGUAAAUUUGAUCUCACUGUAAAGAAAUAAGUUUGAGAUCCAGCAAUGAUUCACAUCCUAAUGGUUGCACACACGCCAAUAUUUAAAAAUCCAUACUGUAUUUUCAGUCUUAAGAUCUCAAAAUCAAUUCACAUCCUGUCUGCCAUACAUUAUUUUAAUAUAAUUUUAGCUAUGAGGAUUUGGUGUUAAAUUAAACCAGUCCUUCUAGUUUCUUGUCAUCACCUUUCUUCUGGAAAAGGUAUCAUGAAGUUGUGAAAAGAGAAAAUAUUCUGAUAGCUUUUAAUUUUUAGUUUUAGUGAUUGUUCAUAUUCCCUUUACACCCUAAGAGUGAUUAGCAUCAAAAUUCUCCCUACAAUAUCACUCCCGAAUCACAUAUUUAAGGUCAUGAGAAUAAAGGAAAUGGUCACCAAGGAAAGAAGCUUUUGAUUGGGAAAUAAAUUCUCCUUGACAGCACCGUGGGAAAUGUAUAAAGAGCAGUUUAGAGAAUAUGCAUACUGACAUUGGGGUGUAAAGGGUUAUAGAAAACUUGACAUGUUUAUCCUAUCCUUGUUAGGCUACAUGAUGUAAUGCAUAGUGAACGAAGGCUGACAUUGGUAUUUGAGUACUGUGAUCAGGUAAGAAUGAAUUUAUCAAUCUUACUUAAAGUUUACAUAACUUUGUGUGUUUUGGAUUAUGAUAGAUCAAAUACAUUUUGUUUUUGCCUAGAUGUAUUAUUGGUCUAAACUUACCCCAUUUCCAAACCUUACAUCCACUACUGACAAUAAGUAUUAGAUGUUUGAAAUUUAAUUCAUGACUGGAGAGAAUUUUUUGCUUGUUACAGAAGAAAUGAAAUAUUUAUUUGGUUAUAAACUCACACCAGAAAACACUCAAGCGAAAACUUCCUAUGCAGCAAGUAGUAAGCUGUUCAUAAACAUUUUUCAUGCCCAUUGAAAAAUAUUUAAAGGAUUAUGAACACAAUAGAGAAAAAACAUGCAUGCAAAUUUGUCCUUGGAUAUUAUCUGUUCCUCAAAGCUCACAGUUUUCCUUGAGCUUUGCCCUUGGAAAACUGUGGAACAGGUAAAGUCAGUGGAAAAAUAUCCAUGCAUAUGUUUGCUACAAAUAGAGGCUAUUGUUUAUUAAUUUUAUGAUCUUCAUGAUGUCAGGCAUUUGUCAUCUUUAAUGCAGUUUGCUAGUAAGCAUCAGACCCAUGUUUUUUCAGUCUUUUGGCUAAAUAACAGCAAUGUCAAACCAAAAGUCAAGUCAUGUUUACCCCUUGAAACACCUUUUGAAAGAAAACCAUUCAUGACUAUUUUUGGACACUGAAGACUCUCAUUAUCAAUUGAUCAAAUCAAAUCACAUGUAAUUCUAUUUCUGGCCUUAAUUUAAUUUGUGAUAUAAUUAUGUUCUUGUUUCAUUGUAUGUAGUUGCUUUGCCUCUGUGAUGAUGAAGACUGUACUGUCAAAAUUACAAUAUUUCUUUCAGGAUCUCAAAAAAUACUUUGACAGCUGUCAGGGCGAUGUUGACACAGCUGUUGUCAAGGUGUAUAUUGAAAUAAUGUUAUUCUAUGAAUCUUCCUUCAUCUGAGAAUAAAAGAUGGAAUUUAAAAGUUUGAAGCUUUUUCCUUAUCAAAGUGUUUUGAGCACUUUUCCAAGAACACAUUAGGGCCAGUACACAUAUACACUGUGAAUCAGUUUUACCAGAAAGAACUCAGUAAAGAUACCAUUUGUUGAUCAAACACUUCACUUACACAUUUGUGUAACUUUACUCAGUAGUUAGCUGAUGAUGUACAUGUUCUAUUAAAUCCACUUUGUCUAAUUUCACCUUUUUUUAUCUAAUUCUGUUAGAAUCCUGACAAAUUUUUUUUUUCAUAUCAUGGUUGCAAAAUAACCAAGAUAAUUAUGCAGAGCAACUGUGCCUUGUCAACCCAGCAUAAUCUAUCAGAACUUGUUUGUAAAUACCGGAAAAAAAGCAAAUGAAGUAUGAUUAGCAUAUUUUUUCUUGAAAACAUGCUGAAAAUUAAACAGCAAUGCUUUGCAUCAAGGGUAUAAAGGACAAGAAAUGAAGUUAGUGGGAACGAUUUCAUUUAUUUAUUUUUUUUAAUAUUUUCCCAGUCAUUCAUGUAUCAGCUUUUAAAGGGCCUGGCCUUCUGUCACAGUUGCAAUGUACUCCACAGGGAUCUGAAGCCUCAAAACCUCCUCAUUAAUAAGGUAUGACCCAACAUAGCAUUGUAAAAUAUAAUUUUAUCCUUUUUUCUUAAUCAUUCUGUUAAAUGAAACCAGCUCAGGUAAAAGGAGCUUCAUGUGUUAUUUGUGACCAUUUUCUUUCGACUGGCAAUUUUUGCCUUCAGCUCAGGGGGUUUGGUGAGACAGAGAAAUGCCAAAGAGGCUAAGGUGAAGGGGAAAGGAAUUGUGAACAACUGAAUAAAAAAAUUGAGAAAUAACACUAACUUUAUCAAGACACACAUUUUACAUCUUCAAGUGGCAUGUGGAGAAGAAUUUCCAUGCCCUUCAGGACUCAUUUUUAAUGGAAACUAUGAGUAGAGCCUUAAUUUGCAUGGAACCAACACCUGCUGGAAUAUUUCAUAAUUCUCCUUACAAUUUACCAUUCUAUUCUUAUGAUAUAAGUUCAGAGAAUUUGGUAUUGAUCAAAUGUUCAUUCUCAUAAUUGAUAAUUUUAACUAUUCUCAUCACUUGCCUGCUGGAUAUUGUAAGGAGAAAUUCUGUCUUGGUCACUCAUAAGAGUGAAAGGUUUAAGCCAGUAAAGCUGAUAUGAAGUGUCUUCCAAGCCUUCAUUACAUGAUGGCUAUAUUAUGUUUCCACUUAAUGUGAAACCAAGUUUGUAAGUGUGUCUGUCUGGCUGCCUAUGAUGUCUGUGAGGUUGAUGUUGAUCUUGCCACUUUUUUUGCCCAUAGGAUGGUGAACUCAAGCUUGCAGACUUUGGUCUUGCCAGAGCUUUUGGCAUUCCUGUCCGUUGUUACUCAGCAGAGGUAAUUUUAUGUGAAUUUCAUUGCUGUGGAUAAUCCUCAGUCCACUCAUGCAGUGUCUCUGUAUUUCUUUGUGGUCAGGUGGUAACAUUAUGGUACCGUCCUCCAGAUGUCCUCAUGGGGGCAAAGCUUUACUCCACAUCCAUAGACAUGUGGUCUGCUGGCUGUAUUUUUGCAGGUCAGAUUUGAGUUGUGUUGCUUUUCUAGGUGAUACAUGUCCUGUUAAAAUGUAUGAAUGUUUUACAUUACAAUGUUUUCUUGCAAUCAAACAGUUAACCCUUUCACUCCAAGAUCUCAUUAGUAAUUCUCCUCAUUGUCUGCUAUACAAUUUCCAAGAUGUUAGUACAGAGAAUUUGGUAUUGGAUCAACCAAUAAUCCCUCAAUCAACAUUUUUCUUUAUUCUUGUCACCAGCUGUCUGCUUGGUAUUGUAUUGAUACUGUGAGGAAGAAAUCUUUCUUAGUCACUCGUAUGAGUUGAAGAGUUUAAAAAAAUAUAUUAUUUUAACCCUUGAAAACGUUAUUGUUGUUAUGGUUAUUUUCACUCUAGUUCUAGUUUUCCUUUGUUUUUGAUUAUGGUUAGUAACAGAUACGAGACAAAGAAAAAUCAAACGAGUUUGAUAAAUUUAAAACUAGGGGAAAAUGUUCGUCAUUGUAUGCCAAGGAGACCAUGAAGCUGCUAGAUUUGAUCUUUCUUAUUCCAAACUAAAAUUAUUAGUGUUAAAAGUUAUUUUUAGAAUCAAGGUAUACGUUCUCUCGUCAAUGAUGUUACAUACGGCUCUCAAUUUCAAUUGCUUUUGUGAAUAAUCUUCAUGGAGAACGAGUAAAACUGCGUGCGAUGUCAGCGUGUAUAACAUUCCGAUACCCUGUUGGUUAUCACAAGUUACUCCUGAGAUCUACGUUAACGGAAGUUAUCCAAAACAGCUGAAGAGAAAUUGUUGCAAGAAUACGGCCUAGAGCAAUUUACAGUGUGUGUCGAAAGCAAUCCGAGAUUGCAAUGGUUUACCUGACUUCGCUGUAUGAUUGGUCUAGAAAACUCGCGCCACUCUCUUAACCAAUCAAACUUAAAACUGAAACCAAACGUAGCUUGGUCACUCGCGUUUUCCCGCGCUUUAGACAGUUUGCUUGAUUUUUUUUUCUUUGAGUUCUCAUUGGCUCUUAAUGACAUUUUCCCCACCCUGAUUGGCGUUGUGAUAACUUUGUUUUUGGUCCAACAACAUCCAAUCGAGUCGUGUGAAGUCUCUUGUCGUUAUCAUCUCUUGUUCGUACCUGACUGAUCGCUUAUCAGCGACUGAGACCGUUUUAAGCAAAAGUGUCACAUAGUGAAUUUGUCUCAAGCUAUAUUCUCAUUCCUCUACAGAAAUGGCCAACGGGGGCAGACCUCUCUUUCCUGGAAACGAUGUCGAUGAUCAACUGCGACGUAUUUUUAAGUAUCCUUUGAUUUAGUGUUACUGUGAGAACUGUUUUCCUUUUUUAUUUUUUCUUCUUUUUUUUUUAGGGGGGAGAGUAGGGUAUUUCAUUACCAUCUCUCUUAUACCACGUUCACACCGUCAAAACAUGUCUAAUUGAACAAAGUUUAAUGAAACUAUGUUUAAUUAAACAUGGUUAACUGAUCAACCCGUUCACACCGAGCAACAAGAGCUGGCAACAAUGCAGCCUCAUGUUCAUGCUCAGCCUCGCGUUCGUGUAAUUGUAAUUGACGUAAAAUGUUACAACAUCAUACAGCAAUAACAUGUAAAAUGUAAACAAAAUAGCGGAUGGGCGAAAUAUUGUACUUUUGUUUUGGAAAACACGGAGAGACGAAAGCCGAAAAAUCGCGGAAAAUCGCGCAAAGCUUGCCAGGAGACGACUCUACCGAUACCUCCGCCGCAGAUGUCUUGUGUCAUCUGUAUUUUUAUUGUUGUUGACGCGGCAACUAUUUCGAUGCGCCCCAAGUUUACCUCGAGUUUGGAGAAAAAGCAGGUCUCAAUCCUUUUGGGAGGAGACCUGCCAAGGCUGGAGCGAUGAUGAUUGGGUAGAGAACUUAGGAUUAGGCGCUUAUCAGAGUGUGAAUUCGUGUCUGGCAGCUGCUGUCGUCUCUGUCUUCAUAGCCUGCAGCUCGAAGAUAUGCCGCAAUUUCUAGCCAUGUAGGUUUUUUUCUUGUGCAUGAUUUUAGCUGUAGCCGGAUAUUCUCGUCUCCUCAUUUUUCAAGUAACAGGAUGGUUUCUUUGUGCUCCCAAACUCUUCCGUGCGCUUUAGUUUCUACCGCCAUUUUGAAUGUGUUUUAUUAGACACAAUUGUUACACUACCUCGCGAGGUAGUUUUGUUAAACACGGUUUUAGACGUGUUUUGUCAAACGCGCCCGCAGUGUGAACGGCCAGUCUUAUUAAAUCUGUUUAUCAAAACAAAUUUUUAACAUGUUUAAGCUUUGGUGUGAACGGGGUAUUAGUCUAGAGCCACUUUUAAUCGAGUAUCGAAAUUAUUGCGGGAUUUCUUAGGGUUUGCUCUGCUUCGCUGUGUGAUGGUGUAGAAUAUUCGCCCCGUUUUCUAAACCAAUCAAAUUCAACACUUAAACCAAUUGCGAAUCGGUCAUUCGCGUUUUCCCGCGCUUCAGGCAACUUGAUUGUUUUCAGCUUGAGUUCUGAUUGGCUCCUUUUCUUUUGUCCUCAUUGGUUGUUGAGAUUAGUUUGGGUUUGUGACAAGUUAUGUUCCCACAUCGGAUAAGUGACACGUUGGAAAUGCAGGUCUUGAUGACUUUCAAUGAUACGUUCGAGAUUCACUCUGUUCGUUAUUAUUCUGGUGACCGCAGAAGACGCCAUAUACCUGGGAUGAUGAACUUUGCGAUGUUUUUAAAAUCAUUCCCUCUCUUUCUCUAUUUUUGUAGACAAGAGACGUUCUAAAAACCGGAAUUACGUUUUACAAAAUGUCUCUAGAAGAAAUUAGGGCAAAAUUUGGAAAUUCAGAGGUUUUUGUUAGGUUUUUUGGCCAUUUUGAUGAAGGAUAUUUCCAUACGUUUCAGAAAGUGUGAAUAUGCAAGUGUUGUGAUGAACCUCCUCAUUACAAGUCGAUUCUCGGAUAGUUUACUUAAAAUCUUGUUAGCGAUAGGCCCACUUGAUUCUUCGACUUGUUUACAAAAGCCUAUCGUGUUUGUUUGGCAGGAAAGAACAUUUUUCUAUAAACAAAGUUAUCAUUGAUGUCGCUUUUGUGGUUUCUGAAGCAUACACCAUGAAAUUUUUUAUAAGACGUUGAUCUCUUUGAGUGCUUCCCAUAUUGGAUAACGUUUAGCCUCGUCUACGUCUUCAAAACGUUGGAAAAAAACAAUGUUGGCCUGUAUACUGAAUUGCGUAUAGCCGAAACGAAUACUCUUGUUACUGAGCGACCCUCUCGUUUCUCUACCUUGCUGGAGCCUUUUUAAUGGAUUUUAGACUUAACAUUUACAGCCGGCACCAUAUUUUCUAGACUACCUAUCUUAAUCGUACUGUCUUUUCUUGAACGAGGAACCUAAGAGUACUUAAGGUUUUCGACCCAAGGAGACUACCUUGAAAAAAUGUUAAAAAAACAAAAAUAAAAAAACAAUUAAUCCGUAUUUGUGUUAAGGAGCUUUCCUCUGGCUUCGGGUGACUGUCUCAGGUUGAAGUCGUAGAUGAGCAUAGUAUUUCAGUCGGGAGAACACAGUGGCUGAGGGCUUCGCACGUGAGGUAUUGCAUGGCGGCACUUGACAUUUCCUCAGUACUAUGCACAUGAUUUGCAUGGUCCAAUCAGCUCAUCCGUUUGGCUUUUCUCAUCCUAAACCUCGCGUGCAGUGCAGGUGAUUCGCGAUAUCCUAUCAAAAUUCUCCACUUGGCUGUUUCUACCAUGAAAACUUACCUUACGUUCGCUCGGAUAAGCCUCAAAUAUUCAUUUUGAUUUCAUUCCGCUUCUCGUUGAGUUUUGAAACGAAAGAUACGACAAGACGUCGAUUUUUUUGUGUCUAUCAGUGACACAGUAGAAAUACUGUGGAAACAUUGCGAUUGCAGAAGUCGAAUCCAUGAACUUCUGAUCAGAUAGACUCAGGGUCGCUCUGCGAAAGAGCGAAAACGAAGGACAACCACAGGUAGUCCAAGCUCAAAACAUCAACGUCUGUGUUUUGUUGCGCGAAAUGCGCAAUAUAUACCGAGUAUUUACAUCCAUAAUAAAAAUGGUUGUUUAAGGUUCCCAAGUAGAAUUUGAGCGAAUGUUAAGAAAGCCUACCUUACCUUUUUUUUGUCAGUUUUCUCCUACGAAUUCGACCACUUUUGAGUUCUAUGUUGAACUAGUUUCUUCUUCCGUGGAAAGUGUGGCCUCUGAUAAUCGUUACAUUUUAAGCGCUUGCCAUUCUGUCGUAAGUGAAUAGGAAAUUUACGAGAGGGUUUCGCGGUUUUUUGUUUGUUGGUCUGUCUGUUUGUUUGUUUGUUUUUUGUUUUGAUUUUUUGUUCUUGAAGGCAAAUAAUAAAACAAGAAACAAACAAGGCAAAGAGAGCGAAAAAAAAAAUUUGGAGAUUAAAGCUUAUAAGUUUUGAUUUAAAACAUCUAGCAUCAAGAAAUUCUGUUAAAAACGUAAUUCUCCCUGGUAAUUGUUACCAUAUACUUCUGGCGGGUAGGUGCCCCCAAUAUUGCUAUUGCCAUCUGAUGAUUGGCUGAGUUUGGGCUGCCUGUGCAAGAGCAGUCGUUACUUGAGCUCUUCUGAAAAGCCGCUGCGAAGCUGUCUUUAUUAAUCACCAUGAACAACGAUACAUGACAAACUCAUCUAUCAUUACAUUCUCAUCUUUGUUCGAUACUCGUCGGUGUCACCUUUGUGGUCCUCUAAGUUGAUAAGUGUAAACUCUUAAGAAAGCUUUCCUCUUAGAGUGUUGUCAAUAUGAGAUCACGUUUAUCCCCUCUGUAGUUAAGAACCCUCGAUCAAACAAUGUUGGCUCGUGCUGUAAACAAAAAGCUAUUCAGAGCUAUUAGCUGAUGCUUACACGUACUUUGAGCAUAUUCUGUUGAGUAAUUUUUUCCAUCAAUCAAGCUGUGGUUACCAGAAAACCAAAUUUCAAACUAGAAAAACCGAACGCGCCCUUGAGUGCGGUCGUAAUCUCCAUAAGGCAGCCAAGCUAAAAGGGUUAACUUUUCCUUUCCUGUUAUUUGGGAGGCACGUAAUCUUUCGGAAAACAUCUUGUAAAAGAGGCACAGCAUGACCAGACAGGCUGGUUGCUGUCAGUCUUAUCCCGGAUUAGCAUUCACUAAUGUACUUCUUCCAUAGAUAAACGAUUAUUUUUUCUUGUUUAAUUUCUUAUUUUUAUUUUUGUAUUGUUUUGUUUUGUUUUGAAGUUUGUAUUCCUAUCUGGGUUCUCAAAGUACACAUUGUAAUAUUCUAAGUCGUUAAUCUCUUGUAUACCUUGGAGAGGAACUGGUAUGAUUCCUCUGCAAAGCGAUUUAUACAAAGAAAACAAGAGACCCUUUAAGUCUGGCGUGUAACGCUUUGUGCACGCAUACGCAGAUUUCAUUAGUGACAGGCUGAUGCUCUCGAAAAAGUUAUGUUGGACAUCAUCCUUACAAGUAAACAUGUGGUGUGAACGUGUCUAAGGAAGGACAAUUGAAAUCUUUGGGAGAAUGUGAUCUAGGAUUAAGUUUAAUUGGCUUUCCUAAAACUCAGAGCAACUGUGACAGAAAUAAAUAUUUGGCUGCAGACGACGAAAAGUGGUUUUUGGUUGAGCGACCGCACUGAUAAUUUUACCAAAAAAAGAUCAAUUGAGCAAAACGACGUGAAUGUGCGUUGUUUUGUUUCUGCCACUUUUUUCUGGUUAUGAUUCUGUGAAAAUUUGGCCGUUUGGCCGUUGUAGUUGGAUUGUUUCGUAGAGAUACUCUUCUUGGUACCUGCAUACAUUUUUCUAAAACAAUUUUCUCAGUUUGUGUUGCAAGAUACAGAUCCUCUUUUUAAAGAUUAUUUUUUAUGUAAUGUUUCUUAAUUUUUUUGAAUGCUCUUUUGUAUCGAACGCAAAACAGUAAGACAGGUUAGACAAAGAAAAAUGAUCAAAAUGUCACUUGUGCCCGUUUUCGUGGUACCUGUUCACCGUUUGUUAUUUCUAAGAAACUUUGAAUCUACCACUUCACGCGUCUUCGAAGAAUACGCGUUGGUAAUGAAAUAAAGGGGUACAAUUCCGUAGUAUUUAGACUUUUACUUAAAAAUCGUUUUAAUUUAAAACUUCGUUUUUUGCAUGUUAACGGUUUCAUAUUUUAGAUAACGUGCUUGGAUUGCAUAAUUAUUAGUUCCUUGUUGACGAAAAUGAACAAAAUGAAAUGCAAUUAACCUUGGGUCAUUUUCAUGUUUCACCAAAAACCAAUUCCGCGCGUUUGUGGUUGAAAAAAGCACGGUGUCUUUCAAGUGUACGGUGCCCUUGAGGUCGAAUGAGGUUCUCCCAAGAAAUUAAUUUCUUGUUGAAUUUUCAUUAAAAUUUUUCAACACGUUUUUCCAUUAUACCUCAUGAUUGUUUAGCCAUGUAUCCUAGAUCAGGGUGUGGUGAGUUGAGGCCCUAUUUGGACUUGUUAAAAACGUGAAGACAUACUUGGCAUGGUUUUUAAGACCUUCCUGCAUGUAACUGAUUAGUAUCAGGGCACUUUUACAUUCGCGAAUUAAUGUCUUAAACAGGAAAUGUACAUACGUCAGAGAAUUUAUUAGAGUUACACACAAAGCGAGGUAUUCUUUUGUUGACCUUCCGUUGACUUUGGCAUUGUUCCCACUUAAUUGGCACAACUUUUAAGCAAGUGGGGGCAAACUGUAACCGCAAUGUUUACAUGCGAUAAAUUGUGUCAUGUUCUUAGAUACAGGAAACAGUUUCCUGUCUUAGACAAACAUGCAACACAAGUUAGGCGAUAACAUGUAGUUUAGCACUGUUCUUGUCUUGCAUCGUCUAUGCUUAAUUUGAUUGAGGCCUCUUAAAUGUAGAUCAUUUGGUUUAAAUAGAGUAGAAAGUCAUAGAUUUGUGAUGAACAUGGGGCCAUAAUUGAGAAACCAUUUCUGGCGUGUCCCUAGCCGAAUUCCCCCCACCCCCACCCCACCAGGUGGUAGCUUGUUGGGUAUUUCCUAAUAUGUUCCCACGCGAGACUUGAGGCCUUCACUGUGAGACAUGUCGAUAACUUUGUCCCGCUUUUCACAAAUUUUUUGGCGCUGUUCAAGGAUGUUUCUUUGAUAUGUUGGAUCUCUCAACAGAGGUUGUAUCUUCGACAUGUUGAGCCGGACAAGAAGAUGCCCUACUUAUUAAAGAGAAGUCUAGAAACACACACAUGCAAAGCGUAUUAUGUCAUCAUAAAGCGGAAAAAUACUUUCAGACUUUGUUUGUUCUCGCGUUUUAUUCAUGUAUAGCGGAUCUACCCGCAACGUUACUUUUUGGGCCAAGCUUCCUUAGGUUAUUUAUUCUUCACCAUUAGCUAACUGUGGUUUAUUCCUUUUAAAGUCAAUUAAUCCAUACAGUUGAGACAGAUUCAUUGUUGUUCGUUUUGGGUUUGGCCCGAAUCAUCGAGUUGGUCUUUCUGCGGCUUACUUAAGAAUAGCGUUCAGAUUUUCAAAAGCGACCGGCGAAUUAAUCUUUCUUUAAAAAGCGUCAGUGGUGUUUUUUUUUUAGAAAAUUAAAUAAGGAACACGCGUGUGAAACUGCGAUGAAUUUGGCACUAGAUCCGCGGAAACGCUUAUAUCAUUGAUCCCAAGAGCUGCUGGAACUCUGGUCUAACUUGAUUAAAACAUCAGUUUGCUUUUACGAAAGCCGCUUUGAGUAUGCCGAAUCGGACGCAGCGCGGCGCAAACGGCCCAUAAUUAAUCGCGCCCCUAACUAGAGCUUUAAAAAAAUUUAGCUUUUUGUUCUAAGUAAUUAAAAUGCACUUUAUCUUUGACAAAUUGACACAAUUCGUUCACGAGAUCUAGAGUUGAAAUAGUCACACGUUGCUUUCAUGUGAAAGGACUGUAGCUUGACUAAGCCAGAUUAAUCUGGAAUUGCUUCGACGGUUUCUUUACGAUAGUAGUUGGUUUAUAAGUAAUCUAAUGUGAAUUCCUUGACUAUACUUAAGAAUCCUAGGACCACCCUCUGAAGAAACAUGGCCCAAUGUGAUCAAACUUCCAGAUUACAAGGUAACUGUCCAGUGUUCUUUCAUUUCCCUUCUUUCAUAAUAAACGGGCUGAUAACUCAUGUGUGUUUUACUUCGUGCAUUAUCAAAUAAAUCGCUUUUUUAUCUUUAUAAAUACUUUUCCUAGAAUUGAAAUUGCAUGAACAUCUUUUGUGGGUAAAUAUGAAAUAAGCUUUAUACAGAUAUAAGCGAUAAGAGAGUUGGACGUUGAUAUGGAGUGUCUUCCCUCUCGAGUUGUUGUCUACCUACUGGAAAAUUUCUGGCGAAAGCUGGCAAAGAUCCGAGACCUCUAUCUAGUCUCUCGUCCAGCUUAUACUAUUACGCUCGAGGGGAAACAAUCGAUCACUGUCAGUUGAAAGUAAAUUGUAAUCGGGGUUGAACUAAAAUGAUACACAGAAUAUGUCAAAAGUUUAGCGAGCUUAAGCUUUCCUUGUACAUCGAAAGGGCUUGCUUACUUAUCGUUGUACAUCUUGAUCUUCAAUUGUAAAGAAGCCUCCAUGAAUGAAAAGGUUUCAGUUUUCUGCCUUACGUAAGGAACUGACCAGCUUUAGGAAGGCUUUCCUCACACGUCGAAAGGGCCUGCUUGCGUAUCAUUGUUCAUUUUGGACGCAUUUGUAAUCGGUUCUUCAUAGAUGAAAGGUUUUCAAUUUUCUACGUGAGAAACUGCAUUAUCUAUGAACACUAAUGCUUGUUGUAAUGUGACACCAAGCUAAACAGAAAUUGAAGGCUAACGUUCAAGGAAAUAAGAAGGGAAAGAGGCAAAAGAAUAGGAAUCGUGCGUCACUUCCCAAAAGGUCACUUGAAAAUUGAAGAAAUUUCGCAACCUUUCAAUUACCCUCUUUGGGCGAAGUCAUGCAUUGCUCGAGAGCACUUUGUGCAGACUGUUCUAGAAAGUCAGGGACUUAGUCGCCACUUAAAGACUUAAUCUAUAGCACGCUUGAUAUUCUCUUAACUUGUCACAAAUAAGCAAAACAAAUGAUCAGGCAAAAAAUAAGACACAUGGAAUUCAAGACAUAUAUCGUUUAUUGAUCACGCACUUGGUUACUUUUCAGUAAUGCUUAGUUAUGCACUUAACACCUGAACUUUUGGCGCUGAGAACCUCUGACAUCUGAUAGAAAAUUAGAUUUACUCCUACGCAACAUUGCGAGAAUACUAAAGUAGAUUUUGGUCCGCUAACCUAACUAAUGAUGAAAUUCUUUGAGAUUUGUACGUGUGGCGAAAAGUUUACCAGCCAUUUCCUUCAGUUUGGCUUAUAACCGACACCGCUUUUUCAUGGCAAAGACCAGCAAACGCUUGUAAAUAUUCUUUCAAAUUCGCGGUAAGGUGAGAAAAUAAAUUUUUAAGCUAUGAAGUCCUCAUAAACCAAGAAAGCUUCAAAGAUCAUGGUUGACCUAGUGUUUAAAUAGGGUAUGUCUGUCCGAAAAGUGCAUUUGACGAAGCGUAACUGUGGACCUUUUGAAGAAUACAACUUAAAAAUAUAGAAUCUAAGUGAUUAACAAUAGGGGAGUUUUUGUUACUUUUCUAAGUUUUUCAUUUCCAUUGGUGAUGAGGAGGGCAAAAUUCGUAACUUGAAGCGCGAGUUGCAAGGUAGAUUAAACUGCAUUUUUACACGAUAAGAUUUAAAUCCAUGAAGUCCUUCUGGACAGGACGCUGUCCCAUAGCAAUCGCCUGACGAUAGCUAUGAAAACAGGAAGGAAACAUUGUCGUGGGAUUGUGACGGAGUUAACGACGGACAUUAUCGGUCCCGUUUCUUUUGUUUUUUUUUUUUUUACUUUCUAGGACUUUUCGCAUCUUCAAGGCGCCGGGGCCGUUUCGUUUGCUGUGGUUGUACCCAAACUGUCCGCUGCGGGAAGAGAUUUGUUGCAGGUAUGAAUUGAACACUACAUGAUUGUAACUAAAGGAUGGGAUUGCAAAAGGUUUUUGGUGAAUGAGUUUUGUUAUUCAGAUUUACCCACAUGGAUCCGUAACUUAGAUAGCCCUUCAACAUUCGCUAGACGAUAUCUUCAAUACCCUUACCGCAAAACCUACUGAAGACAGCAGAGCAAGUUUUUGUUUGCGUGUCAAAACAGUUUGGGUACAUUCUUCACCGUUCUUUUUACAAAUCAACGAGGUGAAUCCACCAAACUCUUCGUGCUAUGAGGACAUUGAAAAGUGACGGGAAACUUUUCGCUUUAAGUUAGAAAUUUGUCGCUUUCUCUAAAAGAUUAGUUGGAGAUAACCAAGGAAAGGAUAACGACAUUUUUAUCAGAUCUAAAUCGAUAUGAGAUCUGCAAUACAACUGAAUCCGAAGGCGUCGUCUACCUUGAUGUCCCUAUGAUCGUUAUCGUUCAGUCUAAAUCAUCUCUUCGAAGCCAACCAUUAUGAGUUUUCUCACACUAACAAAUGGCGAGGCACCGUUUUAAAAAAAUUAACUAGUGCAUUUUACUCUUAUUACUAUCAUUAUUUUGCACAGAUUUUACUCCCAAAGUUUAAAUGUUCCACCUUUGUUAUGUAGAUAAAGAAAAGCGGCGGAAAUUGUUCUCGCCCUUUUUAGUAAAAGCUUAUUUAUUUUAGAUAAUAAACCACGCAGUUUCGAAUGCUAAGCCAGUCCAAAAUUUUAAAAGCAGACUUAAGACCCCCUUUGUUUAACCCUACUGGCCGCCAUCUUGAAGCUGCGAGGCAGGCUGAGAACAACUGCCACGUCGCGUUAAGUGUUUUGCACUUGUUUUUGUCUUUGACCCGAGAUUUUCGUCCAUUUUUAUAUGAGAGUAAACAUGACAUGAUCAAACUUGCGUUCUCUAUAUGAAUUUUUUAAAUUAUCGCAUGCAAUAUAAGGUUAUCGUUGAGAUGACUUCUUGAUGAUAAGUGGAAUCGUUCAGCAUCCUAAGUUCUUUUAUGAGAUAAAUUUCAGCUUCUGAUAUUCUAAUGAAUAUUAGAAAACUAAAGAGGACCGUUGAAGAAAUUAGUCUUUAUUCCUUGAUUCUCGAAAGGUGAUUUCAAGGACUCAGAGGAAAGGCCGCUUUUUCGGUUUAUUGCUGAUCUCUGCCACAUAUUAGGGUCAACAAGCGUGUCCUAACUGCCAGGAUUAUUAUCAGGGUCGUAAGCGUCAACUUCUUCCAUAGACGUACAUAAAGUAACGCUUUAUGUCCGGCUUGUUAAGGAUCCCUUCUUUGAAAAUAAAUCAUGUUUUAUUCAUUUAAUCAAAGUUUUUUCGUAGGGGUAACAUUGUUAAAAGGAAUUUGGAAUGCUUGUUGAUUUUCUUAUCAACAUGUCAACUUUCCACAUCACUGCUCAAAUUAUAGAUGUAAAGCAUUUGUUUAAGUUCCUUUGUCUUCUCUCCCCUUAAAUUGACUACUAGCAUUUAUGAUGAGAGAUAAAUUUCACGCGUUUGUAACUUUUUUCUUUCUUCGACAUUUAAGAUUCCCACGUCCGUAAUGGCGUCCUGUGCAUCAGAAAUUUUCAGAAUGUGUUUUCAAGUUAUUUUAGUGAUAUUAACAGAUGUACUUUUUGUCAUAAGCAAAUAACAGGCCCUUAAAGUGUUGCUGUUGUUUUUAGUUUCACUAACAUAGCCCUGUCUUUUUGUCUUAGAAACUCUUGGUUCUUAAUCCAGCUCACAGAAUAUCAGCGGAAGACGCCAUGCGUCACACGUUUUUCGCCGACCUCAGCCCAACGUUUCGUGCCUGAAGCACUCAAUAGUGACAUCAUUAUCUAAACAGACUACACGAAUUUUAUGAGCAGUCAUAUGUUCUUCCAAUAGAAAAUGAAAUCCUAUCGUAAUCAUAUUUUAUGUAACCUCAUCAAUGUGUACAUAAAUGUGCAAUAAAGUUUUAUCAAUGAACAGAAUGAUUGUUGUUUGCCUGUGUUAUCAUUACUGGCGAAGUCUUCUUCUGAGAACAGUUCGAAUGCUAUCCGUUUCUCCCCUGAUUUCAAAUAUUCCUCACUACAGGGAUAAUUUUUAGAAUGUUCUUAAUCUUAGAGUUUGACUUGCUCGCAAAUUUGCCUUCUCGUAUUUAUAAACGUAUUUAAGGUAGCACUUGUAAUACUUAUCGGAAGGCGCGAUAUAUUUC